GAAACUGAAAAAGCAAGAGUAGAAAAGGCCCAAGGUUUUCUUUGUAGUGCAAGUUUAUGAACUAAAUGGAUUCCCAAAAUAAUAAAAUGGCUGUCACGGAGGAAGCCUUUCCAUUAGUCCGCAAAGAAUGUGGAAAAAGAGGACGGAAGCCUGGAAGAAAAACAUCGACCGAAAAAAUAGAUCUAAAGGCAAAGCUUGAACGUAGCAGGCAAAGUGCUAGGGAAUGCCGGGCCCGUAAAAAACUACGCUAUCAGUACCUUGAGGAGUUGGUUGCAGAUCGUGAAAAAGCUGUCGUUGCACUGCGGGCUGAACUGGAGCGUUACAUACUUUGGAGUAGACAAUUAAAUGAAAAUGUCUAUAAAACCAACACAGACCAGUUCCUGAAAGAAAUCGGAAUUAUUAAAGAAGAAUAAGUCAUUUAAAUCUAUAAUUAUAACUAUAAAAAAAUGCAGAACCAUAUUUUUCUGUCUUAGAUUAAGUACACGUUUUCCGAUUAUACGCCCUUGCAGGGUAUUAUCAAAA
Messenger RNA from Drosophila obscura, 522 nucleotides. RefSeq names its product REPTOR-binding partner (gene REPTOR-BP). Gene Ontology annotation, biological process: regulation of DNA-templated transcription. The coding region runs from base 66 to 413 and encodes 115 amino acids. Gene Ontology annotation, cellular component: nucleus. The transcript has 4 exons. The record is from RefSeq and is a predicted model, not a curated record. Lineage: Eukaryota; Metazoa; Arthropoda; Insecta; Diptera; Drosophilidae. Gene Ontology annotation, molecular function: DNA-binding transcription factor activity.